CGCAGUCAAAAAAAAAAAAAAAAAAAUGGAAACACAUAAAACAGAACAAGCAACCACAUCGGCAGUGUCAAUAGAAGCUGCAGCAAAUCAAACUCCAUCUGCUGCAACACGUCACUUGCCACAUAACAAUCCAACUUUUCAAUUACCACUAUCGGAAGCACUAAAAGAAGCAGCGAGAAUCCAGGAGUUCCGAGGAGAUAAUACAUACGACGUCACAUCAUUUAUUAAUGAAGUCGAACUUUUCAUCGACUUGUUUGCCGGUACCAACGUGGAGGAGUAUUUUUAUAAGCGGCACGUCCAAAAAAAAAUUCAAGGAGAAGCAGCUAACGCAAUUAGAGCCCUCGACAAUCCAAGCUGGACAGAAACAAAACAAGAACUCCUGAGGAAUUUUGGAGUUCGCGAAUCGUAUCAUCAACUGUACCACAAGGCGCUGAACGUAAGAAAUUAUAAUGUAAGUGCAGAAUUUGUACACAAACAAAUAAACAAUAAGUUAUCGUAUAACAGCUUAGCAGCUGAACAAUUUGAUUAUUAUAAAUAGCAGUGACAUUGACAUUUCAAGUUUAGUUCAGAAGAACCAAUAAAGUAGAGUGCAGUUAAUUAUAACAACUUUGUGUUUUUAUUUAAUCUUGGCUCUACACAC
This is a messenger RNA of Bactrocera tryoni, 640 nucleotides long. RefSeq lists its product as uncharacterized. The coding region runs from base 26 to 538 and encodes 170 amino acids. The record is from RefSeq and is a predicted model, not a curated record. Lineage: Eukaryota; Metazoa; Arthropoda; Insecta; Diptera; Tephritidae. The transcript has 2 exons.